UACACAGUGAAGAACUUGGAAUUUGCUCUGACAAUUGAGCCAGACAAUUUGAAGAUACGACAGAAGUUAACAUUGGCUCAGAACCAGAAGCAAGCUGGUCAACCUACAAUUCCCUCAACCAUUGAGGAAGAGAUGGAGACCAACCCAUUUAUGAGGGUUGAUCUACCUGAGCUUCAGGAGAAGCUAGGUUGCAAGUCUCCCGUUGAAGCUUUAAGAGAGAUACGGAAGCGUAAAGACAACUGGAAGGGCUAA
Gastrolobium bilobum is the source of this 252-nucleotide messenger RNA. RefSeq names its product hydroxyacylglutathione hydrolase cytoplasmic-like. Lineage: Eukaryota; Viridiplantae; Streptophyta; Magnoliopsida; Fabales; Fabaceae. The record is from RefSeq and is a predicted model, not a curated record. The annotation marks the transcript as partial. The transcript has 2 exons. Gene Ontology annotation, molecular function: hydroxyacylglutathione hydrolase activity.